This is a messenger RNA of Aspergillus novofumigatus IBT 16806, 6201 nucleotides long. It is a transcript of the gene fgnA, whose product is annotated as polyketide synthase fgnA. Gene Ontology annotation, biological process: fatty acid biosynthetic process; secondary metabolite biosynthetic process. Lineage: Eukaryota; Fungi; Ascomycota; Eurotiomycetes; Eurotiales; Aspergillaceae. The record is from RefSeq and is a predicted model, not a curated record. The transcript is spliced from 11 exons. Gene Ontology annotation, molecular function: 3-oxoacyl-[acyl-carrier-protein] synthase activity; phosphopantetheine binding; fatty acid synthase activity. Bases 1 to 6201 code for a protein of 2066 amino acids.
AUGUCUUCUCCUCACUUUGAUGUCCCAUCGUUACCAGUGGGGAGUGCCUCAACUCGGGAUACUUCGCCUGUCUCUGGGCCUUUUGACUCUUCGGACUCUGACCGUGGCAUUGUGAACGGAGGCCAGGCCAACGGUUCACCGUUCACUGAGCCAAUUGCAAUCUGUGGGCUGGGAUUGCGUCUCCCAGGAGGGAUCCGGGAUGGGGACUCUUUCUGGGAUCUCCUGGUCAACGGCCGAGAUGCUCGGAUGCCCAUUCCGGCCAGUCGGUACAACAUCUCUGGCUUCAACGGCUCCCUCGACGGCAGAGACCCCAUCAAGACUACGCAUGGCUACUUCCUGGAUGAAGACCUGUCCAGUCUCGAUGCGUCUUUCUUUUCCAUGACCAAGACCGAGCUCGAAAAAUGUGAUCCGCAGCAACGUCAGCUGUUGGAAGUCUCUCGAGAGUGCCUCGAAGACGCGGGGGAGACAGACUAUCGUGGUCGAAACGUCGGCUGCUAUAUCGGGAACUUUGGCCACGAUUGGAUGGAGAUGAGUCUUCGGGAACCACAGCAUAGUCGAAGCUAUAAUGUGCUUGGGUAUAGUGACAUGAUCCUCGCCAAUCGAGUAUCAUAUGAAUAUGACUUGCGAGGGCCAAGUGUGGUAAUCAAGACCGCCUGCUCAGCGUCACUCGUCGCCCUCCACGAGGCCUGCCGGGCCCUACAGGCUAGGGACAUACGCGGCGCAAUUGUUGGCGGAACGAGUUUGAUUCUAGCUCCGACGCUGACGUCCAAUUUCUUCGGGGAAGGCAUUCUCUCCCCGGAAGCUUCCUGCAAGACGUUUGAUGAGUCGGCCGACGGUUUUGCUCGAGCGGAGGGCAUUACGGCAAUCUAUGUCAAACGACUUGACGAUGCUCUCCGGGAUGGGAAUCCGAUCCGGGCGGUCAUUCGGGGGACAGGCACCAACAGUGAUGGUAAGAGCAUGGGAAUCAUGAGCCCCAACGCCGAGGCACAUGAAGCCCUCAUGCGCCAGGUUUAUGAUCAAGCUGGGCUGAGUCCCCGUGAAACGGCUUUCGUCGAGGAACAAAGACGGUUGAGUAACGCAUCGAAGUGCCACGGCACUGGUACUGCAACAGGCGAUCCCAUCGAGGCCACGGCGGUUGGCAACGUCUUCGGUGAACGGGGCGUGUAUAUUGGCUCUGUGAAGCCGAAUAUUGGGCACUCUGAAGGCUGUUCCGGCAUCACGAGCUUGAUCAAAGCGGUUCUUGCGUUGGAGCAUAAAACAAUCCCGCCAAAUAUCAAGUUCAGAAACCCCAAUCCCAAGAUCCCAUUCGUCGAGAAGAAGCUCGUUGUCCCCAUACAACCCGCCCCCUUUCCGUCGGACAAGGCAGAAAGGAUCAGUGUCAAUUCAUUCGGCAUCGGCGGCUCCAAUGCUCAUGUCGAAGCGUACAAGACCUAUGCCCGUGACCACCCGGACGCCAUUUCCGACAUCGCGUAUACUCUAGCCGUCCGCCGAGAACGGCUUCCCCACCGGGCAUUUGCCAUCUGGCAAAAUGGCGAGCUCCAAAUAUCCAGUCUCUCCAAGGCCCCCGCGGUCACCCCGGCCAUUACGAUGAUCUUCAGCGGCCAGGGGGCCCAGUGGGCAGAGAUGGGGAAAAAGCUCAUCCAGAUGGAUGCGAACUUCCGGCAUGACUUGGCCUCCAUGGAUAGCAUCUUGCAGAGCUUCCGCAAACCCCCCUGUUGGUCUAUACUUGAGGAGCUCCAGAAACCAGCCGAGGACAGCCAGAUCAACCGGGCCGAGAUGGCCCAACCGCUUUGUACGGCAUUGCAAGUGGCGCUCUUCCACCAGCUCAAACGACUUGGCAUCAAACCCACAGCAGUUGUCGGUCAUUCGAGCGGUGAGAUCGCAGCGGCGUACGCCGCCGGGUAUAUCACGCUCGAGUAUGCCCUUGCGGUAGCUUACUAUCGCGGAUAUAUCACUAAGAAUGCGGAUCGUUCCCGUGGUGCCAUGGCAGCCGUGGGAUUAUCGGCUGCCGAUGUGCUGCCAUUCCUGCGUGCUGGUGUGUGCAUCGCGUGUGAAAACAGUCCCAGCAGCACGACCAUCUCCGGCGAUAAGGAAGCCCUGAAGGAGAUGCUAGCAUGCUUGAAGGAAGAAAGGCCAGAUAUCUUUACCCGUCUCCUCAAAGUUGAGAUGGCUUACCAUUCUCGUUAUCUUCGGUCUACUCACAUUUUUGCAGAUCAUAUGAAGCCGUUGGGCAUAGAAUACUUGGAGCUGCUCCGGGCGGAGAACAAUUUUGGCGUCCCACGUUCUACAGACAAGGCUCUGUUCCUCUCAAGUGUCAUAUGCAAACCCGUGGAUGAUCCCGCCUCUUUUGGUCCGGAAUACUGGGUGGACAAUCUGACCUCCCCCAUCCGGCACCAGGACAGCGCCGCAACCUUCCUGUCUGCUGUUGGCAAAAUGUAUCAGGAGGCCGUGCCCCUUGAUGUUAAAGCUCUCUUUCCAGAGGACAGACGAGCCCUGUGUGGACUGCCCGUCUAUCCUUGGGACCACAGCGGAUCAUACUGGUAUGAAAGCCGCCUGUCCAGCGCCUGGCGCCAGCGCCCAUUUCCACAUCACUCUCUUCUCGGAGAGCGGACGGUCGACUCGCCCGAUUUCUCGCCGAUAUGGCGGAACAUGCUUAGUCUGGAAGACGUGGCCUGGAUUGCAGACCAUAAGAUCCGCCAAGAUGUCGUGUUUCCUCUAGCUGGAUACAUUGUGAUGGCGGGAGAGGCCAUUCGACAGACUACCGGAGUUGACACGGGCUACCGUCUGCGGGACGUCGAAGCCCGCAAGGCCCUCGUGUUGACCGAUUCCAAGGCAACGGAGGUAGUGACUGUAUUACACGCCCACACGGGUGUUCCAGCCGAGGGUCCCUCUUGGUACGACUUCUCAAUUGCUUCGUGUCACGGCUCGUCCUGGUUGAUCCACUGCACUGGCCAAGUAUCGCCACUGGCUGAGACUCAAAGACUCCCUUGGGAGCCAGAGUCUGCCGCUCAGAGGAGACUGCCUCGAAAGCUCACGCCCACGAGAUUUUACGAGGCCAUGGCACGGGUCGGGGUCGUUUUCGGGCCGGAGUUCCAGCGUCUCGUGGAUAUCACGUCCUCCGCGACGGAUCCCCUGGCAGAGGCUCGAGUCAUGAGCCCCGCGCAGCGAGAGAACAAGUGGCCAUUUGCCCUGCACCCUACGGCCAUCGACGCAUGUAUCCAACUGCUGAUCGUCGCAGCUGCUCGCGGCUUGUGCCGCAACCUCGACCAGCUGGAGGUACCCGUCGUGGUUGGGAAUGUCGAGGUCUCCAGAGGCUCGGCCAACCUGAGGGCCCGGGCACACGACUUCACUCAGGGAGUGGAGUGCGUGACCGAAAACAGCAAGUUAGCCUUGCGGAUGUCGGGGCUGCAGCUGGCUCCUCUGGCGGCGGAGGCGGCGGAUCAGGUUGAUGUUCAUGCUGGCGCCCGCCUGCAGUGGCUUCCUGACUUCGACUUCGUGGAUCACAGCGGCCUCUUCGACAAGCCGCAACGACCGUUGCUGGAGAUCGAACUCGAAGAGCACCUGACUCUGCUCUGUGUGCUCGAGUCGAUGGACAAGGUGGCUCACAUCCCGCCGUGCCACCCACACCUGGCGAAAUACCGUGAGUGGCUCGCGCUGCAGGUGCGUAUGGCGGAGGCUGGACAGUAUACCCUUGUCGAGCAUGCCACGGAAUGGGUCGGACUGCCUCGCGUUGAACGGCAGAAACUCAUCCAAGACACAUACGCGAAGAUCCUGGAUCUUCCCGGCCGACACGCUUACUCCGUCGGCAUCAAGCGCAUCUGCGAGCAUGCAGACCAAAUCUUCACCGGUGAAGCCGACACGUUGGACUUGCUGAUGCAAGACGACAUCCUCGCCGAGCUGUACGACUCGGUGAGCUUUGGAUACGGCGACUUUGUCCGUUUGCUCUCCAACAACCGACCGAACCUUCGCAUCCUCGAAGUCGGCGCAGGCACGGGCGGCACCACCGAGCGAACCCUUCGCGGUCUGGUCGACGGGAGCAGCCUCCCUCCCUACUCCGUCUAUACCUUUACCGAUGUCUCCGCGGGCUUCUUCCCGCAGGCCAAAGAACGGUUCACCUACGCGCCCAACAUGGAGUUCCGGACCUUCGACAUCUCCCAAGACGGUCUCGCCCAGGGCUUCGAAGCCGCGUCCUACGACCUCAUCCUCGCCCCGAAUGUCGUGCACGCAACCGCAUCCUUGAAGGAAACGCUGUCGAACCUGGAGCCGCUGCUCAAGCCCGAUGGAUUCAUCAUCCUGACUGAACUGUGCUCCCUCAUCAAGUCGCCCAACUACAUCUUUGGCAACUUCGUCGGAUGGUGGCUGGGCGAGGCUGAUGGCCGCAACUGGGAGCCCUAUGUCCAGCCGGAGCGGUGGGAUGCUGAACUGAAGGCGGCCGGCUUCACCGGUGUCGACGCCGUUGUGCCGGACCAGGACGUACCUUCCUACCGGCUGGCGGCCACCAUCAUCUCCCAGCCUGCGCGGAAGGCCGAUGUGCCGGAGAUUGACCGAGCGGUCACCUUGCUCUGCCAGAGCGCGGACGCUGACAUUGUGAAGCGACUCCAGUUGUAUCUGCGGGACGGUGGCUGGCAGGUCGAGACGUGCCGGCUGGGGGAGGAGAUGCCGCCCAAGGGCCGGGACAUCAUCGCCAGCGUCGGAUUGGAGAGCGACUUCUUCGGUGAAGACCUGUCGCCUGAUCGGCUGGCCGCAUUCCAGGCCCUGAUCCGACACCUGGAUGCCGAGAAGGUUCUAUGGUUGUGUCCGCCAUUCCAGGUGCGGUGCAAAGACCCGCGGUCUGCGCAGACGCUCGGCGUCGCUCGAACGGUGCGGACGGAGCUGUCCCUCCCACUAUUCACCCUGGAGAUUGACACCAACGAGACCCGGUUUGAAGAACUGGUCCACGGGGUCUUGCAGAAAAUUCGGACCACCAAAGAUGAGGCUAGCCUCCAUGCGGACAAGGAGUUUGUGGUCACUGACGGCCAGCUGAAGAAGGAGCUCCCAUCGCGAGCCCUGACCCUGGACUCGGCGGCAGCGUAUCUCCUCGUCGGAGGCACGGGUGGUCUGGGUCGAUCCAUGGCCACUUGGAUGGUCGAGCAUGGGGCCACCGAUUUGAUCUUGCUUUCCCGACGCGCCGGCAAGGACGAAGAGAGUCAGAGCCUGUCCCAGGAGCUCGAGCAGAUGGGAUGCAGCGUCCACUUGGUGGCGGGAAGCGUCGAAAACCUCGAGGAUAUUGAGCGGUCUAUUGCCAGUACGAAGAAGCCGAUCAAGGGCGUGUUCCAGCUGGCCAUGGUGCUGAAGGAUGCGCCUCUCUUGGAGAUGACGUACUCGGAUUGGGUCGAAGUCAACGGGCCCAAGGUGACAGGGACGUGGAAUCUCCAUCACGCGUUGAAGGACCAGCCGCUGGAUUUCUUCUGGCUGGCCAGCUCCAUUUUGACCGCCGUGGACACGCCCGGCCAGGCCAACUACCUCGCCACGGGGACAUUCCUCGAGGCAUUCUGCCAAUACCGACAUUCCCUCGGACUGCCGGCCUCGGUGCUGAACAUCUGCCCCGUCGAGGGGGUCGGGUUCGUCGCCGAGAACCCGCACGCCAAAAAGAACAUGAAGGCGCAAGGGAUCUACACCUUGCGGGAGCGCGAGUUCCUCGACUUGGUGGAGCUCAGUCUCAUCGACAGCACUCCGUCCGCUGACGGGAAUACAAGUCCAACAGCCACCCCUCCCCGGCCAUGGGUGAACCGAUCUCAAGUCGUGAUGGGACUGCGCUCCGAGCAGGACCUGGGCGACCCGCACAACCGGGCCAGCUGGCGCCACAAUCGACGCAUGGGGCUUUACCACAAUCGGCGGGUGCGGGAGUCGGAGAGCGCCAGAGACGGCAAAAACGGCGCGAAGGCGAGCGCCCUGCAGGCCUUCCUGGAACGGGUGGAUUUUCUCGCCGUCGAAGUGGGCAAGAAGAUCCACGACUUGAUGCUCAAACCGGAUGAAGAGGUCGAGAUUGGCCGGACGCUGGCGCACAUCGGGCUCGAUUCGCUGAUGGCGAUUGAGUUACGGCGGUGGAUCAAGCAGGUAUUUGGACUCACGAUGAGCGUGUUGGAGAUCAUGGGCUCUGGAUCGCUGAAACAGUUGGCCGGGGAUCUGGCAGCCAAGUAUGCCGAGAAGAUCCGGGAGUAA